GUCAUCAAGUCCGACACCUUCAAGUAUUUGAGGCACCUUGAAAUCCUCCAGCUGUCCAAGAAUCAGAUACGGCAGAUCGAGGUCGGAGCGUUCAAUGGCCUCCCUAACCUCAACACGCUGGAGCUGUUCGACAACCGGCUCACUCUGGUGCCGUCACACGCCUUCGAGUACCUCAGCAAGCUGCGGGAGCUCUGGCUGCGCAACAACCCCAUCGAGACUCUGCCGGGCUAUGCCUUCCACCGCGUGCCCUCGCUGCGACGCCUGGACCUGGGCGAGCUCAAGAAGUUGGACUUCAUCUCGGACGCGGCCUUCGUGGGUCUCAUCAACCUGCGGUACCUGAACCUGGGCAUGUGUGGGCUGAAAGACAUUCCAAAACUGACGCCGCUCGUGCGUUUGGAAGAGCUGGAGCUGUCGGGGAAUCGGCUGGAGAUCAUUCGUCCCGGAUCCUUCCAGGGACUGGUGUCUCUCCGGAAGCUGUGGCUGAUGCACUCGCAGGUGUCGGUCAUCGAGCGUAACGCCUUCGACGACCUGAAAAGCCUGGAGGAGCUCAAUCUGUCCCACAACUCCCUGCACUCCCUGCCCCACGACCUGUUCACGCCCCUGCACCAGCUGGAGAGGGUGCACCUCAACCACAACCCCUGGGUCUGCAACUGUGAUGUGCUCUGGCUCAGCUGGUGGUUGAAAGAGACGGUGCCCAGCAACACCACCUGCUGCGCCCGCUGCCACGCUCCUCCGGUCCUGAAGGGCAAGUACAUCGGAGAACUGGACCAGAGCCACUUCACCUGCUUCGCGCCCGUCAUCGUGGAGCCGCCCACUGACCUGAAUGUCACCGAAGGCAUGGCCGCCGAGCUCAAAUGUCGCACGAGCACGUCGACGACMUCUGUCAACUGGAUCACCCCCAACGGCACGCUCAUGACCCACGGGUCUUACCGUGUGCGGAUAUCCGUCCUGCACGACGGCACGCUCAACUUCACAAACGUCACCCUGCGAGACACGGGUCAGUACACCUGCAUGGUCACCAAUGCUGCUGGAAAUACCACUGCCACUGCCGUCCUCAACGUUACUGCUGCUGACACCAGUGUCAACUACACCUACUUCACAACAGUUACCGUAGAGUCUGUGGAACCCGGAGGAGGAAAAGAGUACCCAUUAGUCCCCUUCAACGAGAGCAUCCCUGUUCAGCCUGGCUCCACCCCCUCUGAGCUGUGGCCCUACGGCGUUCCCACCACGGACUCCUCCCUGCCUCCUGGCUGGUCCUCCUCCUCUCCUCAUGCAACUCGACCCACUUUCACUGUGCCAAUCACCGAUCCGGGCGCCUCGGGCCUGGACGACGUGAUGAAGACCACCAAGAUCAUCAUCGGCUGCUUCGUAGCCAUUACCUUCAUGGCAGCGGUGAUGCUGGUGGUGUUCUACAAGCUGAGGAAGCAGCACCAGCUGCACAAACACCACGGUCCGGCUCGCGCCAUCGAGAUCAUCAAUGUGGAGGAUGAGCUCGGUGCCGGGGCCGGCGGCCGGGGCAGCGGGAUCUCCGGAGGCUCCACUGUCACGCAAGGCGGAGGCGGCGGGAUGAACGGGGGUCAGAGCCUCAGGCUGCACCAUCCGGAGAUCGUCAACUUACCCAACCUGGCUCGAACGGAGCACCUGAACCACUACUACAAAACCCAUCACUUCAACAACAACAUGCUGGGCCUGGGAAUGAGCACGGGCGUGGGCCUCAACAACAACCCCUCGCCCUGCUCUCAGUCACAGAACAUAUCCUGCUCCCAGGUUUCAGCUACCACCUGUGGGGUGACGCCCACGUGUGGCACCCUGCCCUCCCCCGUGCCCCUGCCCCAGCUGGGCCUACACAGCUCUCUGAAAGGCCUAAUGGGCAAGGGCCAGAACGAGCCACUACUUUUUAAGAACGGCUCAAAGGAAAAUGUGCAAGAGACUCAAAUCUAAAUCCAAACGAACGGUGGAAAGUACGAGGUAAGAAGGAAAAGAGUUUGAUAGAGACAGAUCUGUUAAGCUGAGACCGAUUGUAGCUCACCGCCCUUUUUGGGGAACCGUUUCAGAAAAGUUGAUGUUUCGCUCCUGUUUUGUGGCUGACUGACAGAUAGGAAGACAAAGGAGACAGUACACUAGUACCUGCAGCUAGCCUCUGCUUAAACCACAAACAUCAAACUCCCUGAUUGUGCGCAACCUGCCAAAGCUGAAGAAAAAGCCGACUACUCUCGCUCCGCGGACAGAUACGAACCGUGCACACGUGCACCGAGCCCCAGCAGGUUGUAGACAGAUUGGUUCAUACAUUUACAGAUGCAUUCAGUGUAUAUAUUUGGAGGGAGUCCUAAUAUUUGCCAUUGAACAUGUUGUCAGAUUAGUGUUUGGUAGAGGCAGUGAAUAACAAACAAUGAUUUGUGGGAACGGUGUGUUCCCAGGUUUCCAGGAAGCACUAACAACACAGGAAGCUAAAUUAGAGCAGCUGUUUGCAGCAUCACAACAACAAAAAAGGUGGAUUUUAGGAGCAGUUUCUCGCUCACUUUUGCACUUUUUCCCCCCUUUCACAUUUUACUGGUUACUGUCUUUUUUGAAAUAGGAGAGAAGCAGAGAGUUUUYUCAUGAGAAAAAGAGAAAUCUGAGAAGUAAAGGACAAAAAGAGAUAUAAAAAGUACCGAUCAUACAUAUUAUAUAUACACCGUAAAUAU
Austrofundulus limnaeus is the source of this 2684-nucleotide messenger RNA. It is a transcript of the gene lrrc4ba, whose product is annotated as leucine rich repeat containing 4Ba. Gene Ontology annotation, cellular component: glutamatergic synapse; postsynaptic density membrane; plasma membrane. The record is from RefSeq and is a predicted model, not a curated record. Gene Ontology annotation, biological process: regulation of presynapse assembly; synaptic membrane adhesion; positive regulation of synapse assembly. NCBI's taxonomy places the organism in Eukaryota, Metazoa, Chordata, Actinopteri, Cyprinodontiformes, Rivulidae. Gene Ontology annotation, molecular function: signaling receptor binding.